AUGGGGCCCCCGGGCAAUAGGGGAUCAUGGGGCCCCUCUGUCCUUGCCCAAACUCACAAAAGCCUAUGAAAAAAGUGUGGGAGAGGAUACAGGGGCCCCAUGAUCCCCUAUUGCCCGGGGGCCCCAUGAGUUGUCAGUCCGCCCCUGCUUACUAUGUACUCUGGAAAACAUUUAGUAUGCCAUCAUUUACACAGUGAUUUUUCUCUGGUGCAAUGUUACAAAUUAUUUACAUUCCUGAGCUAACAACUUUGCAUUCACACAAUGACAUAUUGUUUCCUUUUCACUUACUGACCAUUG
Molecule: messenger RNA, 297 nt
Organism: Staurois parvus
Lineage: Eukaryota; Metazoa; Chordata; Amphibia; Anura; Ranidae
Source: the annotation of a GenBank genome assembly